This is a messenger RNA of Porites evermanni, 9972 nucleotides long. NCBI's taxonomy places the organism in Eukaryota, Metazoa, Cnidaria, Anthozoa, Scleractinia, Poritidae. The record is from the annotation of a GenBank genome assembly.
AUGAACAUACGAAUGUAAACGCUGUUGAUGGUUAGCCCACAGUAAAAGAUGGCAUGAGUACAUUUUGGAAGUGGUAUAGUUCAUGAACUAUACCAUGCGAGAGACCCAUUUACAAGCGAACCCUUCCGAGUGAGUCUUUUAUCGGGAAACCUUGUACAGUAAGUGAGCUACCUACUGAGUUAGAAGCGCUAAACGAAUCACCCAAAUUAACUGUUUAACUCAAACUAUUCGGUACGUAAACAUUACGAGCAACUGGAUCAGUGAAAUUCAACAGUGUUUUUGAUCAGCACAACGGCCUUAUGGAAGAAUUCAGUACUUCAAUAGCCAGCUUUUAGAUAACAAUAUCCUUGCUUUUACAUUUAAUUUUUGCAUUGAUUUCAUUGAUAUUAUCUUUCUUUGUUUUUAUUAAUUUUUAUACAAUCAUUGUAAAACUUGCAAACUAUGGACCUGUUCUGGGUUCCCCACGAUUCUUUGCCUCCUACGUAGGUAACAGGAGCCAGAAAUGUUAAUGGCGCAUUGUCCAGUGCAAGCGAACUAAGAUGCGGAGUCCCACAGGGCAGUAUUCUCGGUCCUCUGUUUUUCUUAAUCUAUAUAAACGAUCCUCCAAACAGCCUUAAUACAGCAUGCGCUAAAAUGUUCGCAGAUGAUACAAAUAUUAGCAUUUCUGGUUCCUCUCUAGCUAACCCUGAACAAGAGACUAACUCAGAACUACUGAACCUUCACUGUUGGUUACAAGCCAAUAAGCUUAGUCUUAAUGUUGCGAAAACCGAGUUUAUGGUUAUUGGCUCUCGCCAGAAACUUCUUGCGGAAAGCCAUAUAACGAAAUAAACAUCAAACUAGAAGACCAAGUUAUCAGCAAAGUUGAUCACGCAAAAUCAUUAGGUCUCAUUAUCGACAAUCGGCUUUCCUGGUCUAAUCAUGUUAACGAAUUGUGUAAGAAGGGAACUUCGGCUAUAGGUGCCCUUAGACUUAUCAGCUGGGCCCGGUUGCAUAAAACCUACACUUAAGUGCCCACUUACGUAGGUCACUUACGAAUCCGUUAUGGAUACACUUACGGGUGUUGCAUGAAACGCACUUAGCACUCUCGUAAGUUACUGUUUUACGUGGUAACUUACGGGCUCACUUAAAGGCACACGUAACUUUGAUAUAGUACUUUAUUUUGUCACUCUUUUUUUUUUAAGCUAAUCAUCGGUGAGUGUAAAGAAAGUUUUAAGUCGUUUCGAAUACUUUUAAGCCUCUCAAAAAAAUGAAGUUGCCAGCAAUCCUUAUUUUUCUCUAAUGUCUACUGAAAAUGAUAAUUCUUCUUCUUUUUUUCACAACGUCGGCUUUAAAGUGUACAUCAGAGGUUAACAAAGCGCAUUAGAACGAAUUACGUGAAGAAAAAUUACUUUUUUCACUUCUCAGUAAAAGAUUUCGUUAACUUUAGUAAAAACAGUAACCGUACGGGACCUACAUAGGUCCCGUAAAUUUACGUGCUAUUUUUCCCGUAAAAAAACGUUUUAUGCAACUCCCGCAAUUUCUGUUGCAUAAACGACACUUAAGUGAACACUUACGAAAAUCGUAAGUGCGACCACUUAAGUGAAUUUCCUAAGUGGACCACUUAAGUGAUUUAAUGCAACUCACUUAAGUUACGAGUGCACGUACGUAUACCCUUGGUUGUUACGGGCGUUUUAUAGAACCGGGCGGCCCUGCAGGCCCCUUAUCUCCCAAUCUACCGCGGUGGCUAGAUUCAACCUCACUUUGAUUACUAUAGCCUCGUUUGGGACAGCUUAAGUGAUCAACUGAGUGACAAGUUACAAAAAUUACAGAACCGUGCAGCUAUAGAGUAAUUUUAAAGGGCAACUAUGGGACUAGCUUCUUCAACUAUGAGCCUGCUUCUUGAUAGACUCAAAUGGGACAAAUUAGUUAUAAGGAGAAAGAAGCAUAAAGCGAUAAUGAUGUUUAAAUCUCUAAAUGAACAAGCUCCAGUGUACUUGCAGAACCUAUUUCACGAACGAAGCACUGACUAUGAUUUGCGCAGUUCCUUUCAUGACAUUGCCCAGGCCGCGUACUAACUACUUGAAACGAAGUUUCAGUUACAGCGGUGCUUUGUUGUGGAACUCUUUACCGGAAAAUGUGAGAGGAAUUAAAUCAAUCAGGAAAUUCAAAGAGCAAAUCAAUCAUCUAUUCGAGUCGUCGGACUCUCACUCGGCAGUCUUGUAAAACAGUAUGUCGGUAGUUUUUAGUCUAAUUAAUUGUAAUUAGAUUUUUACGCUAUUGUUACUGAAGAUUUCACAGAGUUUUAAAUAAAGGAUCUACCUACCCACCUACCUACCUACCUACCUACCUACCUACCUACCUACCUACCUACCUACCUACCUACAGUUCUUUUAAAGUAGGCAGAGGCCAUAAACUGAUCACAAACCGAAUUACCAGUUUGAACAGUACCUUCUGUGUCUUUAGUGAUUUCUUCAUUGCUAGUGCUGCACUUGGGCGCCAACACCUCAAAAACCUCAGCAGACGUAGCCUCCCACGCAGGCGUUUUUAGGGGAGCUCGUUUUUCAUGGGGACGAAAGACAAGCUCCCCUAAAAAACGCCUGCGUGGGAGGCUACAGCAGACGUAACUUCACUAAUCUUUUCAUACUUAAAUGACCAGUUACUCUAAGACAGUGGCUAGUCUUGCGCUUAAAGCUUUCUUCUUUGCACAGCGACGGUAGUAUGUUAUUGACAAUGUUAAUUCCCACAGGUUGUUUGUCAAAAGCAAAACGCUUAGAAUUUGACUUAAAGUAAAACACUGUUACUUCAUUAGAGUAAGCUUGCACUAAAACGAGAUACAUUUGAUAUAUUUCAACAAGACAACAUUCGUGUUUCUCCUUUAAAGGAUGACAAACGUGCUUUAAUACACGUGGCUCGUAUUCAAAUCAGUAAGAUUACCGUGAAAAGGUUUCACUACGUUUUCUUCGAAACUAAUUAAAUUCAAACCAGCAUCAAAAUUUGCUACAGUUAUAUUUCUAUGUUUACCGCCGCGAAGCCCAAAUAACUUUCCGUUAUAAUAAUAAACUGUAUGGAGCAAUGAUUUGCUUGACUUACAACCUGAAGGUCCUAAUUCUCAGAACUUUUGUUCUUCAUUUUCUGUGACCGGCACCUUCUCUUCUUUCUUGUUUUUAAGAGUGACUCCAGCCCUUGUUCCAUCCUUCAUUUCAGCAUCAAGCGCUUUACGAAAGAUUCUAAACCCUAGAAAACAGAAAAGAAACAUGGUUAACGUUUAGUACAACCAAGAAAGACAAGAAUCUAAAAUGGGCACUGUGAACUCUACAGAAAAGAUGUGGCGGCUAAUUACCACCAAAACUCUACCUGUUAUCCAAAGUACUCAGCAAAUUUAAAUCAUCACCGGUCUUUUUCUCUGCAAGGCUUCGACGGAUGCCGUCAAUAUUACGGGGGAAGAUUUCGCUGCCUCUUACACAAACUUAGAAAGCCAGUAAUUCAAAGACAAGGCGUUCAUCACCGUCAAAGAUGUAUCCAGCGACUGAACCAAAUGAAACUCGUAAUCUUUGAAUAAACCACUGACUUCAAAAUUGGGUACCUUUAUCAAUCUCUCUUUCUGCCACUGUUCGAAUAUUUCAUAGGCCCAUCUAUCUUUGUAACGCGUGGACUUUGGCACGGCACUUUCCAGCAAAUUGGCCUCUUCAUCGGCUGAUUUUACUUGCCGAAAACGUGAUAAAGCCAUUGCAGAAGAGAGUGAAGACUUCAAAAUUAAACCUUGAUUUUAUAAUCAUCCACAGCAUUGUGAUAACAUUGCUCGCACCCUUUCUGAAAUGACAAAUCGCCAUAACAAUACAAUUUUUCGUAACAACAAACUUGCCAACAACAUGUGAAAAAUUCGUAAAUAUUUCCAUUUUCUUUUAUUCCUGAGGCGCGAUUGAGAAGAUCAGGAAGAUGUUUCAAAAACCCGUGCAAUCGGGUUACAUCAGGGUUUCCAAACAGUCGAAAACCAUAAAAGUUUUGUCGAGUUUGGAAACCCUGCAUGAUGAAACCCUCGCACUAGUUUUUGAAAUAGUAACGUGACCGCUUUAUACAGGUCAAAUGUACAGAAGUAUGGCGAUAUUUUCGGUAAGUUGUCCGGUCACGGACCGUUAUAUACAGAGUGACAGCUAUAUACUGGGCCGCACUGGGUUUGACUGUAUUUUUCUUUUAAUAUAACUAGGUGAAAGCGAUCAUUCAGUUGGAAGUGAUCCCUUUCAAAGUGAUAUAUCUCAGAACGCCUCGUCGAGUGGCUAUAAACCAUUUCACAAUGGCAAAGAAGGCAGUUUUCGCCGUAUGGGUGAAAGCCUUUCUUUACUCCCUUUAUUUGACUCUCUAUUAGGCUAUCUUUUAAAAAAUCUAAAACUUGUCUUCACACAGCCUCCUCCUCGGGGCUUUUCCUCAAAGUCCCUAGGAACGAGGUUGGUCUUCACAUCAAUUGAGUUCCAAAAAUAAUGAAUCCUGGGUUUUGUUAUUCAAGACUAUAUUCGGAAGCAUUGAAACUGUUUGGUCUGUCGCAAAGGAUGGCAAGGAUGGACACAGAUUGAAACUUGAAAACGUUGAGCCAACUUUUUCAAUUUUUAAUGCUCAGUAUCUGCUAAAAUCACCCAAAAAGUUAUGGUUAGUGCUCCCUGAUGAAAUUUGUUUGGUAUCUACUGCACAACUCUAAGGGAGCAUUUUGUUUAUGGUGAAGGCACUAAGUAAUGACUUAAGCACAGAAUAGACCUUAAAAGAAGAAAUAUCCUCGUGACAUAGCCCCUACACUAAAACGUAAAGAACGGAAAUAACGGUUUGUUUUACUUUCAUUAUUUACCAGCUCUGUCGAUCAUCGGAUGGGAUGCGAGUCCAGAAGCCAUGUCAGCUGUUGUUGAGCUGAUAAACAGACAUCGCGACUUACUGAACCUUGGUACUGAUACUGAUUGUUUUAACGGCUCUGGUAUAAACGACGUGAUAUCAUAUUUUGAACACAACACGCUGAAGUAUUGCGUGCUCGUUGCUGAUGCUGACAAAAUCCAGGCUGUACUUGAACAAGAAAGAAACCUGAGGCUUCUACAAAUUGCAGAUAGGAAUGUUGGUAAGUUUCUUAACACACACUGGUUUACACCCGGAAUUUUAAUUUCAACUUCUUAUCGUGCUUGUAUCAGAAAACUAUAAACUGGUUUCUAUAUAGGAGCACACCACUCUGAACGGGCGAGAACUAAGCCUUUGACCGCUCUCGCGCACGUUUUCAAACAGGCUAAAAUACGGGUGCAGUUUUGCAGUCUGCAAUGAUCCUAGUUUGAGAGGUUUUUCAAUAAUUAUAGUAGGUAGAAUGACUCAAUUAUCACUUUCAGAGCUUAUAACUCGUAUUAUUAAAAACUGAAUCAUUGGAUAACGCAAUUAUAGCUUUUUGAUUGGCUUAGCCAUCAUGGUAUAUUAUACACUUAAUGUCAGACCCCUAGGGAAACAGUUAGUUUUGUUUUCCCGAGAGUCCUGAUGUUUCCUGAGACGAAGUCGAGGGAAACAUCAGGAUUCGAGGGAAAACAGAACUAAGGGGCCGACCAUUUAACUCUUGAGGGGUGUGGUGGGUGAUUUCUGGUCACCAAGAAUUUUUUUUUUCCUAGCAGUCUGGUGGUCAGGAUAUUUUUUUCCCUUUUUUCCCCAUAAGCUUUCUAUUACAUUUGUGCUGCAUGCAAUUUUUUUCUUCCGACAAGCGCUUGCAGGAAUUUUUUUCUCAAAAUCAGCCCCCCCCCCCCUCGAGAGUUAAAUGGUCAGCCCCUAACUGGUUUCCCGAGGGACCUGACAUUAAGUGUUUUGUUGCAUUUCUAGACUUUCACAUUGGCGUACUUAGUUCAACAACAACAAAGAAUACGCUUAAGCGGAGCAAUCAAAACAGUCCUCUCGGUACUUAUAAGAACACAAAUUUACUUCUCAAAACCACUGAAUGAAUGAUUUACAAACUACUUUCGUUAUAUUAUCUGCAUCUUUUUCCUCCACUAGCUGCUGUUUCGUUUCUGGGAUAACUUGGAAAAUCGUUACUUUUUAGCUUUUUAGCUUCAUGUUUGUGUUGUUGUGUUCAUUUACGAAAAAGAAAACUGGCAGUGUUUUUCCCGCCCUCUGGCACGACACUUUCCACCAUGCUUUGACCACGUGCUGUAAUGUAUCCCGAACGGGGGGUGCAUUGCGUAAUGUAUCGCGAUCGGGAUACAUUUGAUUUUAGUCAAGGCCACGUGACCAUGAAUCAGCCAAUGGCUGUCCUUGUUUAGUUGAGCGAAAGUCUAGGAAUAUAACAUGUCAUAUCCAACGCGCACUCUUUGAAUAAUUGUUAAAUAUAAACUUUUAAUAACACGCUUUCAUUCUCAAAAUGUCUUUAGCAUGCGCCCAUUUACCGCCUUUCCCACCAUCCGUGAAGGACUCUUACUAGUCCCAGACCAGCGACAUGCCCUCAACUCUUAACUCCUUUUAUAACUAAAGUUAUUGUAAUUAGAUCAAAGUGAUUUAUAUUAGCUUAAAAACUGUUCAUUUAUGUGUUUUAACAGACUAUACAUUUAUUACCUACAUUAAACUGUUAUAUUAAGACAAGAAUGAUGUUUUACGACAUCAACGCAACGUUAAAAACAAAACAAAAAAAGAAAUACAUUACAGUAGAAUUGCUGGAGAACGUGACAAGUUAUUGAUCGUUGGCCGCAAAUAAUGCCAAAAUUGGGUUUACUCAAAAAUAUCGUGUCACGUAAGGCUUACUCAAUCCUGUAUCGUGGGGCAUGUUAUGGCGAGGAAUUAGGAAUGCUUGGCCCACGGGAAACUUUAAUCGACUUAAAGGGUGCAAAAACACCCGGAGUAGGCAGUCGAUAAAAAUCGAUUGCAGUCAAGUGAUUUCUAUGGAUUGAUAACGGAAAUCGGUGAAAAUCGAUAAACUAAGCUGCUGUGUCAAAUCGAUAUUAUCGAUUUUCCAUGAUUAUGGAAGUCCGACAAGUUGUUUUUUGGCGUAAGUUAGAUAGUACAGCUAAGAAACACAUCCAUGAGUAACAACUGAUCAACAAACAUGAAAAUAAGAAAUGUGGAAACUAUUACAGACAAAACAUUCUCUCCAAAGCCUUUUGUUGAUAAUAACAAAAACGGUUCGGUUUAAUUACAUUCGCAGCUCUUGCAGGCAAGUAUCAAGAGAAAUACAACCUCAAUACAUAAAAGAUUUCCCAGCCUGAAUUUCAGACAUCCCCCAGAGUCGAAGGAAUGCCUGAAAUUCACGCUAAACAUUAGAUUUCCCUAGAUAGAUUUUAACCGGUUUCCGUUAUCAAUCGACAAAAAUCACUUGAUCGCUAACGAUUUUUAUCUAUUGACUACUCUGGGAAGUAACUAACACGCGGAACUGAUGUUAUUUUGAAAGGGUGGCAGAUCUAAAUCGUGAAAAACUGGGCGCCUACAAACCUGGCUAAUAUCGGCCAUCAGAAGACUUUAAACCAUGUUUUUAAGAAAAGGUAAGAUUUUUUUUUUUUGAAAAAAAGCAAGAAAGUAAUAAAUUGUUUGACCCUUCGACACUCAAUUGCAACUCAGUUGUCAACAAAUUAACUGUUGGCGUGAAAUCAGUUUUAAUUUUUGGAUGAACAGAAGAACAGAUGUAUCUACCGAUAUAAAGCAAUGAAAUCGGUAAAAUCUAUAUAGAUAAAUCGCUAAACGAAACGACUGUGUCAUCGAUUUCUACCUAUUGAUCGACACAAUCGAUAUCAGUUUUUAUCGAUUGACCACUCCGGGAAAAACAGCACAGACAAGUGAUCUAUCCCAGCAAUGGUUUAAAUAAUAAGGGCUGUUCUGCGGUACUGGUUUGAGAUGGCCGACUAGCACCUACCUCACGAUUAGUGGCUCUAAGUAUUAAAUGGUCCGAAAUGUUCCUUUCAGUCCUUUCCCGUUGCUUUUAAAUUAUUCCUAUUUUGUGUAUAUGAAGUGAAAAUAGGUUAAUUUUCUUUUAAAAGAAAAUUAAGUAUCUUGGGAAUAGCUGGUAUGAUUUUCCGGCAAAGCCUCUAAAGUUCUAUUCUCCACUUUCAGCGAAGGGGAUUAUCAUAACCAUACGCCUUCGUUAUCGGCUGACAUGUUGCUGCGAUCAUGAUGGCGGUACAUGAUCGGUGAAUAUAUCUUAUCGCCACCGAUCGUCAAGUGAUCAACGGCGUUAUCGGUUAAACAUCACGCCAAAAAUACGGUUUUUCUAAAGGCUUUGCAAUUUCCAAAAACAGUUCUAAGCCUGGCAAACUGGCCUUUUGAGCUAAGCAUUUUUAUCUUAUAAGAAGCUUACUAUUCUAUAUAAAAAUGCAAAGAUAGUUACGAUAAGGAAUUUUUUUAUACAUCAUUGCGAAGUUUUUUCCACAGUGGACCCUCUAUGCCCCCCCCCCCCCCCCCCCCCUUUUUGGGGGGGGUCCAGAAUGAACCCCCCAAAGGGGGGCAACGGGGCCAGAGCCCCCGCGGGGGGGGGGGGGGGGGGGACGAAAAAAAAAAUAUUCCAAGGGGGGAAAACAAAAAAAAAAAAAAAUAAAAGCCCCCCUUUUACCCCAAAAAAAUAUUUACCCCCUGCCAAAAAAAAAUCAACAAAAGAAAAAUUUAAAGCCCCCCCCCCAAAAAUUUUUUAAAUUUCCCCCCCCGCCCCCCCUUUCCCGCGGGGCGGGCCGGGAAAAUGUAGUUUAAUCCCAAAAAAAUAUUAUGACACGGAAAAAGCUGUUUUUAUGAAAAUAAUUUUUAUUUUAAAAAAAAUAUAAUUUUUAUAAAAAAAAAAAAAAAAAAAUUACAAAAAGAAAAUUUUUUUAAACUUAUUGGGACUUUUUUUCCCCAGUGGCCCCUUCUUCCCCCCCCCCCCCCCCGCACCUUUUUGGGCGUGCUACGAAGAUAGACCUGCUAAGAGAGAGACCUGGGAAACGACCCCAGCAGUGGGGAGCGAUAAGGGACUAACAAGACAAAGAAGAGACAAUUUUGUUUGGUUAUAACAAACGAACAAACUUGGUCAAAUAGGAACCCUUCCUUGAACAUAUAUUACCCGUGUAAAAACAUAACAGACAAGCAAUCUAACCAAGUAUUGUUAGGGGCCAUUCUGCACUAGAGGAAAAUUUGUUCCUUGCAAAUAUGUAGUAAAUAUGAGGAAAUAAAUGGCUGAUCUGAAUUUUGGUAAAAUUCUAAUAAUCUCAUGUGUGUCUUUCAGAGAAGGGGAUUAUCAUAACAAUAUGCUGCCCCUGGUUUCAGUCAGAGCAAGAUACGUCGCUUCUUGGAAUUGCCAUGAAGAAAGCAUUCCAUGACACCAAAAAAGUUUUUAUUACAUGGUUUGAAAACGGGAAUUGGGUUGUGAGACCAGAUGACCUUAUCAACUUUUUGGCGUCAUAUCCGUUUCCUCAGCAACCGAGCGCUGCUACUGAUUGUCCACCACGAGGCAUAACGGGUAAACAGCGAUUUCCAUACCCCUGUGAUUACAAGAUUCACUUACUUUCAGGGAAAACCGUGCUUGUAUUAACGCGCAUUCGUAAUGGAAUCAUCUCGGACCAGAUCAAUCAACCAGAAGAUGUCCAGUACUGGAAGCCUGGUUUUGUUGUACCCCGGGAAAUGAAGGCUAGUCUUUAUAAAAAGAAUACAAAAACCUCUAGCUGGGAACUUUUUAUUCUAAUGACUGAAGACGGAAUUUUGGCAUGCCAGGUGAAUAAAAAGGAUGAAAAAGACUGGCAAAACUUUAUACUUCUAGGCCUUGAUGAAACUAUUGUGUUACAAACGCAAUUAAGACAUGGACAGAUUUCCAUGGAAGAUAAACAUGCGGUUAUUAUCAAGGAAAAUCUGAGGAUUCCUCAAGAUCAAAUCACAAAGUUGGAUCAAGAUUAUAAGGAGACUCCUUCUGCUGACCUGUUUAUCGCGUCUGACUCGAAAGGAAACUUGAGAUGUAUUGUUAAAGUGGGUACCAGCCUUAAGAUGUUCACUUCUAUCAAUUCAUUUUGCAAUCAAGUUGCUGGAACAAAAUUAAAUCCGAUUUAG